Messenger RNA from Styela clava, 970 nucleotides. The record is from RefSeq and is a predicted model, not a curated record. Lineage: Eukaryota; Metazoa; Chordata; Ascidiacea; Stolidobranchia; Styelidae.
GUGCGUCUGGUAGUUCCAAAUUGCAUUGCUGCGUACCGUUGUGUAAUGGCGAUAGCCGUUACUCACCAGACUUAUCGUUCCACUCUUUCCCCAAAAAUGAAAAAAAAUGAAGAGUGCGUGGAUUCACAGUAUUCGUCGCGAUCCUGGUAAACAUUUUCAAAUUACACCAAGCACGCGAGUUUGCGGCAACCAUUUCAGACCCGAAGACAUUUAUGAGACGCCUUCUGGUCGACGCCGUUUGCACCACAACUCAGUUCCAUCAAAAUUUAGUUGGACAAAGUUAAUUGCAGAGAGACCACUGCCAAAUAGACUGAGAACCACUGUACCAAGCAGUCGAACCAGCAGUCUGAGUUUUAAUCACACUAAUCCUACUCAAGUGGUUCACAACUAUUGCAUUGUAGUGAAAACAGCUGAAGAAAAACUUGAGCAAGCUUUGAGAGAAAUUGAGAAUUUAAAAACUCAAGUUUCAAAGCUGUCAAUAUCUAAAUUCGGUAUGGAACGUUUCAAGGCGUCAAGCUCCAUGAUUAAAUAUUAUACUGACUUUAGUUCUUAUUGUUUAUUGAUUGACUUUUUCACAUAUUGUUGGACUGUGCUUUUAACACUAUGGUCUGCUGUAAGCGAAGAAGUUAGUAAUGGAAGUAGCGAUUUUUUAGACCACCCCUGUAAGAAGCGAUCGCUUCCACUGGCUGAUGAACUGUUUUUAUUUUUGUGUCGUCUGAGACAGGGCUUUGAUAAGAUCCAUCUUAGUGAUGUUUUUUGCAUAUCACAAUCCACUGUCUCUCGGAUAGUUAUCACAUGGGCUAGUUUUCUUUAUUUUACCUUGGCGUCUAUCCCAAUUUGGCCUACUCGUGAGCAGGUUUAUGAAAAUAUGCCACAGUGUUUCAAAAACCAAGGUUAUGGAUCUACACGCAUAGUCCUUGACUGUUGUAAAUUUUUGCCAGUCACCAUCUUCACUCAUGCUCCAAAGUGA